AUGAGGCCACUGGUAGAUGCUGGACUUCUCCCAGCCGAGACUGGCUUGGUGGUACAUGCUGUGAGCGGAUACUCCGGUGGUGGAAAGGGCCUGAUCAAAACCUACGAAGAGGAAGAUCAUGAGCCCUGGGGAGCGUACGGCUUCGCCUUGAAUCACAAGCAUCUACCCGAGAUGGCUAAGUGGACAGGCUUGCAGGAGGAACCCAUCUUCUGCCCUGCUGUUGGGGACUUCAAACAAGGGAUGGUAGUGUCCGUACCCCUGCGCUUCUCUCAGCUCCGGGCAGGAGCUACAGCCGCAGACGUUCAUGCAGCCAUGGUUGCACACUACGACGGGAAGCAGUUCGUGUCUGUGAAACCGUUGAACGACAAGGAGGGCAUGAUGAAGCAUGUUAGCCACCAGACGAAUGUGGCCGAAUCGCAGGUAGAGAAAUUCGUUUGCAUGAUGAUCUGCUCCCCGCGGACAUUCGCUCCGACGGAGACAAAGCCAGUGCCUGCGAGAGGGGCAGCACCUGCACGAUGGGCCCUUGCAGCAUCUUGUGUGGCCAUGAAGACCUGUCAGAUGGCGCUCGGUGCCUCUGCGUUGCUUUUGCCGCGCCGCCUGGUGCGGCGCAGAGCAGUGGUGGAGGGCGACGUCCACACAGUGGCUGUGAAAAAGUGGCUGGAUUCCAUGAUCAUCGGCAUGAGCUUCUGCCCAUGGGCCGGACCUGCCAGCGAGGCAAACGGAAUUCGCAUCGCCACGAGCAUGGCAAACUCUCCCGCGGCUGCAUUAGAAGAUCUGAAAGCAGAAGCGGCAAGGCUGCAAGGAGCUCGGGAUUCAACGGUGACCACCCUUCUUGUAUGUCCUUGCGUGGAGCCUUGGGAAGACUUCGCGAACUUCAACGACUUCCGAGAGACCGAACUGCAGAAUGGGGAGGCCUUGGUGGAGGAAUUCGGUUGCAAGGUGGUAUGCUUCCACCCCCACUCGCAGGCUUCUGACAGCUAUGGCCUGCAAGAGGGUGAUGACAUCGUGAUUCGCGCAGGGGAUGGUGAGCAGCUCUGUGGAACAGUUCUGGGCAUCAUGCCCGAAGGAGAGGACGGUGCCAGCAACUUGAAGGUUCAGUUCUACGGCAAAGUUGAUGAAGGUGAUGCGGAAAACGGCGAGUUCGGCAUGCAGCCCUUCUCGGAUGCUGCAGAUCGCGUUGAGACCGUUCCAGAACAAAGUGUGCUUCAGCUGAUUGGACGCGAAGCUCUACAGGACGAGGAUGCUUGCCGAAGCAUUUUGGGCCGCGCGCCUCGAAUCGUUCUGCAUCUUCUCCGUGCUGCAGAUCUGGAGGCGGUCGACAACCAGAAGGCCUUUGAAACUCUGGAGCGAAAUGAAGAGGUUGUUGAAGCAAUGGGUGAGGAAGAAUUUGAUCGGCGUGUGCAGGAGUGCGGUUAG
This is a messenger RNA of Symbiodinium necroappetens, 1416 nucleotides long. NCBI's taxonomy places the organism in Eukaryota, Dinophyceae, Suessiales, Symbiodiniaceae. The record is from the annotation of a GenBank genome assembly.